This is a messenger RNA of Emiliania huxleyi CCMP1516, 507 nucleotides long. RefSeq lists its product as hypothetical. The coding region runs from base 1 to 507 and encodes 168 amino acids. The record is from RefSeq and is a predicted model, not a curated record. NCBI's taxonomy places the organism in Eukaryota, Haptophyta, Isochrysidales, Noelaerhabdaceae. The transcript has a single exon.
AUGCCUGCCCAGGACCUCGCCGCUACGCUAGCGAUGUUGCUCCUCCAAGCGUGCGACGCCUGCCUGCUGCUGGGGCGGCGAGCGCCGCGCUCCGGUGCGGCGGUCCGACCCCGGCUGAGCGGGAGUCUCAGCGUGGUGGCCUUGCUCCUGCUGCUCUCCUUCCCAUCUGCAGCUCGGGCUGGCACGGGCGAGGCUGGCUCUGGUGAGGCUGGCUCUGGGGAGGCUGGCUCUGGUGAGCUGGGCUCCGGACUUUGGGAGCCCCUGCCAGUUCUGCCACAUUUGCGUUCAGCGCAUGCCGCAGAAACGCAGUGCCUUAGCUGGUGCACCAUUCACACGCAGCUGUGGGACUCCAAGUGCAGAUGGAGAGCAAAGUGCGAUGGCUGCUCGAGCUGCUCGACGGCACCGCCACCACCCGCGCGGUCCCCCACGCCACCGCCAUCGGGCUGCCACUGGGGCUGCGCCGUCAAUACCAACCUCUGGCACACCACCCCGAAAUUCAGAAAAUAA